GUCACACAGACAUCGUCUCUGUGUUGAUCACCUACAUAACCGGACAACACAUGCGACGCCGGAGUGACUUUGGAAAUACCAGUCGGAAAUGGACAAUCUACUUCUAUAUCAGGUCAUGGUGUCUUACCUGACCACUCACGUGGUAUCCAUGACAACAGUGUACAUGGACGACCACUGUAAUCAGACGUUUAUAGUAGAUGAUUCUGUGAGGAUCGAGUCCUCUAGAGGUGGCUACCUCACGGCGAGGAUGUCAUGCAACAUCUUCCUCAUCUCUAACAGUAAGGAGACAAACGAGUUGGUCCAGAUACGGUCCUUCAACAUAUCGUGUGCCCAGGGCUUCUUAUCACUCUACGACGGCAAGGGUAUUGUACCAAACAACGGAUUAGCCAGUGGACUUUGUGGUAAAAAGUCCAUGCUUCCUAUGACCGUGUUUAACUCAACACUCCAUGGAUUCACUCUCCAGCUCACAACGGAUAACUGGAAUUUCUAUGGCGGAUUUGACGUACUGGUGACGUCGUACUUUAAAGAUGGUCCCUGCUCUACACGUGAGUAUCAGUGCUCCAAUACCUGGUGUAUCGCCCGGAACCUCCACUGUGACGGUUUCGACAACUGUGGGGACUCCAGUGACGAGCUGCGCUGUGGUGCUCGAACUUUACAUUCCUCACGAUAUCUUCUAAUGGCGGUGUUAUUGUUACUUACGGCAGUACAUCACUAAAUAUAGAUCUACUACAUUGUUAUUAAUAUACAUCACUUUGUUAACCAGAAAAAGCAUUAACUGCGAUUGAUAUGAUACAGUUUAUAUACAUUAUCAAGUAUCCAAGACUUGUAAAACUGAACUCUUAUAAAACUGAACUCUUAUAAAACAAUAGGAUGUUGGCAGCGGGGAUUUUUUAACAUGUAAGGCGGGAUUCCGCACCAACAACAUCACUUGGACGUGGACACCAGAAUGCUGUGUUAAAUAUAGAGACAAUGUUAUUGGAAUGUAUAAUUACUUACGUAUAUCUUUAUUGCUUAAAGUAUCGAAUGAAAAGAACACAACAUCUUGUAAGCGGCUUGUUUCAACAGCAAGGACAGACAUCGUUUAGCACGACACAAUGUAGCCUAAAUUUUAUCUGGCGAGAUAUUGUCAAUAUUCGGCUUACCACUUACUGAUAAUGCAGUGUAAUCUGCAUUGCGACCUGCAUUAACCAAAAUGAUGAAUAAAGUUUCAAAGUAUUGUUUGUUUCAUCAAGGCGAGCUUCACCCAUUGGACAUGGAAAGACAUGGGGUCAACUGUCCAUACACGUGGGCUUUCUUCGGUUUGUCCUCACGAUGAGAAAAGCUCGUGAGCUCACACCCGUCUAAUAAGAAUGAUGAAGUAGAGGAAGUUGUUUCACAAUUGCUGUAACGUCAGUGACGUUUAUAUUUUUCACGUGACAUCUAGUGGAGCCGUAUCCAUGGUUAAAUGUAAAUGGGCAGUGUUGGUAACCUUUGGAGCCGUAUCCAUGGUUAAUGUGGACAGUGUUGAUAUCCUUUGGAGCCGUAUCCGUGGUUAAUGUGGACAGUGUUGAUAUCCGUUGUAGCCGUAUCCAUGGUUAAUGUGGACAGUGUUGAUAACCUUUGGAGCCGUAUCCAUGGUUAAUGUGGACAGUGUUGAUAUCCUUUGGAGCCGUAUCCAUGGUUAAUGUGGACAGUGUUGAUAUCCUUUGGAGCCGUAUCCAUGGUUAAAUGUAAGUGGACAUAGUAUUGAUAACCUUAUAACUGUUAUACGUGUUGUUUGGACUAUCCUCUGAACAGCGGACACGUGGCCGACGGUGGACAACAACAGGACUACCAAAGCUUAUUGAGUUAGGUUUAUUAGAGAUCACAGUUUAACACACAGACAUUCGCAACCAUCCACACUUCACAAGUAACCACUUUGUAUUUACAUUCUUCAUUGGAAUAAAAUUACACAUUAUGUCACGGACGUCUGAAUUAAGAACCUACCUAUCCGGAAACUUGCCGGGUAAACACGUUUUAGAGAAGCGCCCCACAAAAGCUACCGAGUCAAUUCUAUACUAAUAACACCAAAAUGUCAACCAAAUAUAAGUGUAAAAUGUAGGUUGUAAAUCCGCGACUAGUAUGAUAACGAGAAUGGUGUACGUACUGUUCAUCAAACAGGCCAUCAAUCCUUCAUAGCUGACUUAGUAACCGUUCUAUCUCGUUGAAACCUAGAGGGCAACCAUUUAACACAAACGAUAAUCGAGUCAAGUAGAAAACAUUCAGAGGGAAAUCCAUUUAACACAAACAUUUCCUACUAACAGUUCCUGUUACACGUGCAUACGGACAUAUAUCAGAUUUACAUUGUGAGCGGCGAUUUAGUUUAUAAAACAUCAAACAAAAGAAUGUAAAGAAGAGCAUGCUGUCACUCAUACAGUCAACAAUACAACUACUACCUGCAGAACCAGAUUCACACUUUUUUCUCUCGAAAAGUUGCAUAAUAAAUACAUGUAACUUCAGGAUGGUUAAGAGCAUGCUUUGGAAUGGGGUCUCCACUUUCAAGUAUGGCAAUUAUUAAUAUUUCCCUUCGAUGUUGUUUUCAGUCAAAUAAGUUAUAGUCUAUAGCUAAUUAAGUUGGUACUGACGCCAACCUCAUCUCGUGUUACUACCCAGAAAACCAAUAUUAAUACAUUCUUACUUAAUCAUCGAACAGGUCUUAAGUAUGUUUACACCUACGUAAUAGUAGUGGGGUAUUGGUACCUUCACCGAGGUUCAUCUGCCUUGUUUCUUGUCGAUUUUCCUCUACUCUGUUAAGUUUUCUUUAACACAAUAAAUCACCAAUCUUCGCGUCA
This is a messenger RNA of Pecten maximus, 2810 nucleotides long. Its product is annotated as membrane frizzled-related protein-like. Lineage: Eukaryota; Metazoa; Mollusca; Bivalvia; Pectinida; Pectinidae. Bases 89 to 715 code for a protein of 208 amino acids. The transcript has 4 exons. The record is from RefSeq and is a predicted model, not a curated record. Gene Ontology annotation, molecular function: protein binding.